This is a messenger RNA of Eruca vesicaria subsp. sativa (arugula), 537 nucleotides long. The record is from the annotation of a GenBank genome assembly. Lineage: Eukaryota; Viridiplantae; Streptophyta; Magnoliopsida; Brassicales; Brassicaceae.
AUGGCCUUGCAUCUCUUCCCCGCUUCUCUUCACCCAAUCUCAAACCUUUCUUCAUCAUCAUCAUCUCGAUCGAAACAGAGACACCUCCUUCUCCAACUCUCUCCUCCUCCUCGCCUCCGUUCUGAGCUGAGCCAAAGCGGUGUCACCGAAGAAAACGACAACGAUCCGUCUUCCUCCGGUUCAUCAUCAGCACGCACACAGUUAGAUCUCCUCGAACAGCUAACUUCCACUAGCGACGGGUACUUAAGUGAUGGUGGUGGCUUGAGGGGACUAACAGUUCGUGAUCAAUUGGCUGGGCUUGUUGGUGACAGAGACGAUGAUUUCACCAUUCCCUUGGGUAAGAACUUGAAGAAAGUGAGUCCUAAGUUCUUAACCACUUCUCAGAAAAGGAACAUUAAGAGGCAAAGCUAUCUUAACGAGGUCUCUCGGAGGAAUGACUCUGUUUUCUUUGCUACUAUCGGCGCCUUUGUUAUCCUUCCACCUUUGUUGAUCCUUGCGAUUGCUAUCUUAACUGGAUAUGUUCAACUCUUCCCAUAA